CGAACGGUUCUUUUUUUCUCCCCCGUUGGCGAGCGGGAUUUUUGACACGGUCGACGUUCGAUCGACUUGCAUUUGUCUCGGAGCAUUCUGCCGAUCAUAGUCCUCGACCAGGUGGUGCAACGAACACGUGAAAAUUUGGCGCAUCAGCGAAGAUGCGUCACGUGUAUCGCCCUGCUUGAUCGAACAGUCGUUCUGUCAUCACGCGCCUUUUGUGAUCGAUCGAUUUGAUUUUCGAGUGCCGCGAGUUUCGUCCGUAAAUUUUCCCCGGCCGCAACUCUGACGAUUAAAUCGAAAGAAAAAGUGUCUCUCUCUCUCUCGUCGCACCAAAUCAUUAAAAACGCGCGUCGCGUUUCAUUUAUUAUUCCGAAAGCCAAAGUUUCUCCUUUUAAUCUAUUAUCGGAGAAAGUAUUACGGAUUGCUGGGGCGAAUUGUGUUGCAGUGACUUGAAAUGAGACAUAGGAUUAGACACGAUUGAGCAGCUGCAAGAAUGGCAAGGACACUUUUGUUGAGCCUGGUAGUAACAGUGCUGCUGGUUUUUGCUAUUACCGAUGCCUCUCGUGGACAAACUAAUCAGGUGAAUGGACAGAAAAUACAGAAUCGCGGCACUACGCGGUAUCACGCCGAGUCGACGACAGAAUCGAGUAGCUUUUCUGUAUCGACGACUAGGUCGCCUCGCGACAAAAAUUCCCGCUCGGAAGCAGCUUCCGAUUUAGCGAAACAUGAGACGGAUCUUGCUAGGGAAAGUUCGAGCAAGACGCGGUUAAAAACGCCGGAUGGCUCCGCUGUCUCAUCGCGGACAAACGUAAACAGACAUGUUAAUCUCAGUACCGAUAAUGUACGAAAUCGUCCAAAGUCGCAUGCACCAGCCCCUAAAGAAAUAACAAGAAGUAGACACGGUGACAAUAAAGAGAAUGUGCCUGAGUCGCAAGCGCCGAAACGACAGCCAGCAUCUCGAAGAGCAUCAUCAGAAACAUCCACUGUCUGGGUGGAUGAUGCAAAGCUGGAUCUCGAAGUGUACACGAAAUCACCUGGUCAUUCAAGAUCGAGAACCGGUAGAAAGAUCUACGCAAAUCUCAACGGGAAAGAAUCGAGGACUCAAGCAAUUCCGUCCAGAACAAUCUCAACUGAAAAACCUCAAACCAUCACAGACAAGACCGAAAGUCCAAAGAGUGGAUCGGAGAAGGAAGAGGCACCAAUGGGACAUCGAAUGAUUGAAAAUGUUACGAAAGCGAACGCAUCAAGGGAGACAGAUACGAAAAGCGUGAACAGUUCUAGCGAUCAUAAGGAUAGGGUGAAAGAUGAAAGGGAUGUUCUUCUCUCAGGCUCUGAGAGUGUCAGGGUGGACGUCCCGCUGACAGUCGGGAUUGAUGAAGAUGCCAAUUCCAAUUUUCUAGCGUCCUCCACGAUUUCAUCCACUAAUGUGUCGUCGAGACAGACGUCGAGACCGAUUAAGGAGAAAGCGGAGAGCAACGAUAUCGCGAGAUCAAGCUCUAAGAAGAGUCGAAAGUCCGACCGAUCGAAAUCUCGCGCGAGAUCCAACACGAACGAUUCGAAUUUCGACGUAAUAAAUCUCGGCAACGCUCCCCGACGUGGUACGUCGAAAUUCGGCGGCACCGCGACUGCGGAGACAAGCGGACGGUCUUCCAAUUCCAGACACAGGUCCGGUACAAAGGGCACAAGAACGAAAUCCAGAAGCCGUUCCUCGCACAAGUCGAAAAGUGUAGCGACAGAAACGAAAGGUAGCAGAAGCAGAGUCGCUGAUAUCGAUUUCGAAACGAACGGACGGACGGAAAAGCGACGUACUUCGUCCAAUGAUAGACGCACGUCCGAUAAACGACGAUCCAACGAUAGAUCAAAAGUUGCGGAAACCAGAGGUCGAUCGCGCACUGCAAAUAGCUUUGACGUUACCACUGCUUAUAUUCCGAAAGCGACGAUCGCCGAAACUACAACCGUUUCUUCUGUGGGCACAGAGAUUACGACAUUCAGUUCUACUUUUGUAACAACUAAGGCACCGACAACUGCUGCUCGAACGUCUUCUUCCGAGCGAACUUCUCGAAAUAAAGGGAGAGACAGGGGAGAGAAUGCUCGAUCGAAGAAACCACCGAAGGAAGAUUUCUUUAAUCAUGGCCUAGGCUUUCGCGGUCGAAAGAGCUCGACUGAAGGAUCAUUUUCGAACGCAGAUUUGAGGACCACUACGGCUAAAAGCGAGACACAAUUACGUGGCAAUCCCGGAUGGACUCUUAGACGUCGACCUAGUCACGUCAAUCACGAUGCUCCAUCUAUUACUUCUACAUCGAUUAAUCGAGAUCAGACCAACGAAAUCAUUUUACCUAAUGAUACACUGACGAGCACAGAUACGCCGUUAAGUAAUGCAAAAUCCGGAAGAAGAGGGACGAAGAGGCCAAAAACAAAGGAUGAAAGCAAUACUGUAUCAGGAAUUGCGGCGAAGAGUGUAACGAGAGGUAGUAAAACUUUCAACAAGUCUGAAAGCUUCGGCCUACCCAAAAAGCUAGAGUUGGAGGAGAGCGACAAUUAUCCUCCUGCAUUCCGAGCUAGACUGAACCAAUUGAAAACUAACGUGAAACCUACUGGGGCCAAGAGUACAACUAGAACACACUUACAGGAACAACUGAAGGAACAUACAUUCCAUCGGCAUGUACGAUCCAGCACGAAACCGAUGCAUGUUUCCGAAAAAAUUGAAACCGUGGGAAAUGCAUUUACGAGAGACGUAAUCUUAGACGUCGUACCUACGAACCCCUUAACUUCGAUACUCGACCCAGAUACGCGACACGCUACGAAAUCAAGUGCAGGGACAUUUUUCUCCGAAAGGUCUAAGAUGAAACUGGAUCUAGCUAGGCGAUUAAUUAAACCUGAACUGAACGUAGACGAGAAUGCAUACGACGUAACAACGACGCCAUAUUCCGACAAAUCGAAAGCGAAGGAAGUUACAGCAGUCAGUGAGAGCAGAAACGUAGAAAAGACGACGAAAGCAACUAAAGCCAACGGUGUCCGUAUCCCGCACGGAAGUUUGAUAAUCGAUAACGAGGAAAAAGAAAAAUCGAGAGCGAGAGCCAGAUGGAAGUUCUUGGAGAGCAGAAAGUCCUUGAAAGGUCCUCGAAACCUCGAAGUUUCACCUAGAUCACCUAUAGUCACGUCCAGGAAGAGCCGAGUAACUACCGAAAAAACGAGCACGCUUUUGUCCGCAGGAAGAACUUCAACGAAAAGUGCCAGCACUGUACCUUCCGCAAUAAUGGCUUUGCAUCGCGGUACUAUCGACGCGACAAAAAUUCAAUCUUCAGUGUCGCAGAGUACUGCGGCAUCGAGAGAGGAAGCGACAAAUUUGGCAAACACGGUGGAAACUUUGGAUAACAACAUUGUUACAACGAUCGAAUCGAUAAAACUGGAUAAGGUAUCUAACGAAACGCCUGUAUUAGAUAAGCAAGGAUCUAAAGAUGCUUACGAUGCGCAAAAAAGAGCAACAACCGUGAUAACGGACAUCACAUCAAUCACUGACGCAUCGGAAUCCAUGAAGACCUACACCACGGACUUUCCUCAGGAAGUGACACUGUCACCGACUGUCACCACAUUGAAGAGUACGCAUUCAUUAGUGACUGUAACGCCGGAGAAGGUGUAUCCUGUCUACGUUCCUGACACGAAGAAAUACGAGUACGACUUUACGGAAAACAGGGAGAAGAUCAAAGUCUCGGAUGAUACAGCAAAAAGCGCUUUUCGACCUCGUUAUGCGAAGCAGGAGCAAUCGGACAAGGUAGCGGUGUCUAUGGUGGUAUCGAGGACAGUCGGGCCUACUAGCAGAUAUAUCAGGAAGAAGACGGGUGUCUUCACGCCAUUCGAUGCUAUUCCCAAAGCAUCCAGCACGGAACCGACGCAGACGCAGACGAAACGACGAGAAUUUCGUCCGCGAACGGCGACUUAUAGGAGGCAUUCUGAGGGGCCGACUAGCCAGUUGAUCCAGCAGACGACGGCAACCAAAGAGAAAACUACUGACAUCACCAUCACGCCAAAACCGACCAAGUAUCACGCUCAGGUCACACCGAGCAGUCGCUCCUUGCUUACCGAACCAUUCGUCAGCGUGACAAUCGAUAAUUCGAAUGACAUCACGCCACUCGUGCCCGGUAUCACCGAGAGCAAUAAUAGUAGCAACAGCAGUAACAUUUUCAGUCCUACUAGGAGUACGUUCCUCAGCACGAACACCACCACGUUGCUGGAGCAACUGCGAAGUACCGUCGCGCCGCUUCUAAACACCUUGGGUGACAAGACUCCCGUCUUCUCCGGUGCCUACUCCAACGUGGAAAGCGGGAAUUCAGCUCCUAGGAUAACGCCUAAUGGUUCUCCGCCAAGAUUCAGCGCGAGAUACAAAGGAGCAGAAUUGUUUGUGAGAAAACCAUCCAUUGGUCAAGCUGUGGUACCAUCGAUCACAACGUCGUCGACCACGGCCUCGACACCGUUAGAGAAUUCCGGUUUGGCACCACCCGUUGACAUCAACAGCCCCGGCGAGCCCAGAUUCGUCACUUUUUAUCAGGCAUUAGAGUCAGCUAGCAUAAGAAACGAGAAUCUGGGCGCGGACGAAGUUUCCCAACAACAGCAAACACUAACUGGCGGGGUAACGAAGGUAGACUCUAACGCUACUGUACCUAACGGCGCCAGUAACGACACUGCUAACAACAAUGACACCGCAACAAGCCCCAACGCAACAAUCACGACCACAUCCUCCCCAGAUACUACCGUAGACACUACCACUACCAUCGCCGCUCAGCCGGCGAACGUUUCGCUCUCUUCGAGAUUAGGUACGGAGAAUACCCCCAACGGUACCCCGGAAACCGCCUCGACGGUCGAGACCCCCGCAAAUCCAGACCCGAGUGGAGAUACCACUCCAAACGUUAACAUGAACGAUACCAAGCCGGCCCCUACCUCGGAAUUGCCCGGAACCACCUCCGAUAACACGAUAACAAGUACACCGAUCAGUGCAAACGUCUUGGGUACAUCAGAGCUAGGUCUCACCGAAACCACAUUAACCACAUCGAGUGUAGAGACCUCGAGCAUGCCAUCCUCCACGGAAUCCAUUUUCAGCGAUGUUCGAUUCACUGAACAGUCUGUGGAUACGAGCACCGCAACUACGGAAAUGUCAUUCAUCAUCGAAACAGUAAACACAGACGUAUCUACGCCCGCUUUUCAAAAUCUUCAACUGGAUAUUUUCUCCACAUUUUCUCCAAAUCCCGAGAGUUUCACGAUAACGCAAAUAACGCCCGAAAUAACUACCGUGCCCGCAACGAAUGAUGCAUUCGAGGAUAUUGAAAUUAAUACCGUGCAACAGUCUGAUGAGACGACGCCUCCGGCAACGGGUGCUCCAAUAAACGGCAUCUCCGAAAACGUAGGGGCAAAUACCGAGCGACAACCCGACCUGACAAUACCUCAAACGAUAGAAAGCUCAACAAUAGAAAUUAAUAAUAUAGUUGAAGAUAUAGAAACGAAUAAUGUACAACAAUCGGAUACGACGAUUCCGUCUCAGAUAACGGAAACCACGAGUACAACUGAGCUGACUACGACAGAGGAGAUCUCCAACGAUAUCAUUCAGACUCAGACAACACCGGCAUCAACUGUAACAUCCACGUUUCGCACACGAAUAAUCGAUUACGCGCAAGAUAUUCUAUCGCGUUUGCAAGGUAGCCUCCCCUCAACUAGGGCACCCAAUCAAACGCCCAUCAUCGCUACAGCUGUAUUGCCGGAUUCGCCGCCAACAAACACAGAGAGUCCCGCGCGAAUACAGGAAGCGACCACUGUGCAGGAAAUUGGAUCAGGAAACAUUCAGACGACCACGUCACAGUUGACCCUGGAAGUGCAAGAAAUGACCACCCAGAAUACAGUAGGUUUGGACCCUCCAGAUCCGAGUGCGGAACAGAGAUUGUCGAGUAAUGUAAAUGUAGAGCGCAACGCGACGUUAAAUUCUGAUUCAAUGAUGACAACAACUCAGGAUACGCGUAGCCUGGGAGAUUCACCGGUAGACGCAAGGGUUGCGGCUACCACAUCAAUGCCGAGCUCGCGAUUCGUCGAUUUUGUUACGGAAAGCGACCCUUCGUCAUCAUCUAACGAUACAUUACUCACCGAGCUAAUGACUAUCGCGAAGAGUCUUUUCUCGGAAGCAAUGAACGAUACGCGACAACCGUCAUUCGUGCCAAGCCAGAUUUCCGAUUUCGAAGCAACUACGGUUCCAGACGUGAGUAAUUUGUCUCGAGCUAACGACACGAUAGAAAACGCUGAUAAAAAUGAAGUUGCAUCCUCGAAUGACACGUCAGAAAGGACCACUGCAUCUUCCGCACUUCCGACCUCUUUAGAAAGCAUUACCGGAAAUAUAAACGUCACUAUAUCCGUUGAUUUAUCCGGAAGCGAAACAGGAGAUAGUUCCAAUCGCGCAUCUAUGGUAGGAUCGGAAAUUUCGUUAAUAGACUUUAAUAUGCGACCCACCGAUGUGAAAAGUCCAGUCGAUGUAGGUGAUGUAACUGCAAUACCUCAAAUAUCACUUUCCCAGAUAAAGAUAGAAACACCGGACACAAUAACGCCGGCCAGCAUGAAUUUUGAACUAACUACUAAUAUACCCGACUCACAACCAUCUAAUCCAACUGAACCAACUGAUAAUAAUAUCCGACAAUGGAAUACUUUGGCCAUCGAUUUCGCGCAAAAUCAACUUACGACUUUAUCAAAUAAUAAUUUCGAACUUACAGUGGAUUUCACUACUAAUAAUCCCGUAAUGACUUCUGUUACCGCGAAUACAGCAGAAAUACUCGCUGAUUUACGUGAGUCCACGAACAUAUCUGCGGAAAUGGGAUUAACCACUAGCGUAACUAUUACGGAGGUAAAUGUCACGCAGAUAAGCGACACUAAUCAGGCAAUGGAACCCACCACGGUAAAGCCCGCAUCUGAUCCAACGAACGAUCAAUUCCUUGUAACGAAUGCACCGAGUAUUACCACAAUGCUUCCAAUAGUGUCCGAUGAUAAUGCAGCCGAUACAAGAGAUACUCAGCCAUUUAGUACAGAGCCUCCCAGAAUUACGGAAUCGAUCCGUAAUUUAGUAAACUCCAUCGAAACCACCACUAAUCAAUUCAACGACAUAACAACAAACGCUCCCCAAAUGAUAACCAAUCUCGUAAGCGAGACGCCAAAUCUUAUUGCCCGUUUCCAGGAUACUACAACGGCAACAACAACCGCCCAAAGGACGGCUGGUUCAAGCAUCAUACAACCCCAGCAAACGACCGAAACUACCACCAUUCCAUCCCCAACAUCCCCUGAAUCCUUCAUUGAUACGACAACUACCCCAUCACCGUCAGUCCAAACGACGGCAGCGACCACGACAACGACAGAGACCACAACAACGACAGCCAUUCCUCAGACAACGUCAAUAAGAUUAUCGUCUCAAGCUGACUUCACCACCACUGCCGGUUCGAUGCCCGAAACCACCAUUCCUACUAUCGACAUAAACGAAAAUCUCAUCUCCACCGAGGCGUCGACCAACACCCCAACUACGCAAGGUACAACGGUCACACUAAGUGAAGCGGAUGAUCUGAACGCGAUAUCUAGGAUGGAUGUCGGCGAAAUGCCGAUGACGACAACGACGACGAGUACCACACCAUCCACAACUACCGCAGCACCAAUGAACACGUCCACAGUACCUACAACGACUACGUCUACCACACAGGCCGCUAUGUCGAACGGAACAACACGUCCACCAUUCGCACCAGUCAAUACCGCACCCUAUUUUGGACGUUUGGGUCCAAAUCAAAGUCAAAUGACCCCAACGUCAAGACCCAGCUCGUCCAACAGAGCACCGGUUCGGGACUACUUGAUUUAUGGUAUUUAUCCUAAUAAGACCAUCGUGCGGAAGCGACCGGAGGACAAUUUGAUCGAUCCCAGGAACGUGGACAGCCCGUACGUGAUAUUCGGCAUCUACCCGGACGGCCGAUUAGUGCGAAAGUUCCCCAACGGGACGAUAAUACCGGAUUCACCCAGGAACCCGGUCGAGGUUGUGUUCACACUUAGCACUACCACUACUACUAACCGACCAGUACCCAGGCCGUUUUAUAACCAGGCUAACCAAGCAGUCACUUAUAACCAGAAUCAAGCCCCAGUGUACUAUAAUAACCGUAGACCCGUGGACGAGCUGACGGCAGGCGGCCAGAAUCCCAGCCCAAUUGAUUUUGGACUUACUGGUAACGCGAUUGGCGUCCCCCCUGGAGUUGGCCCCAAUUUCGCAGGAUCAUUCGGUCCCCCUGCUAGCGUCCCGAGCACAAACAAAAUGAGCGAUAUGUUAUUAAACACUCAAAUGGGCACGUUGCCGAAUGCAGCUUCGACGAUCAGUAACGUACAGAUGUCAAAUACAAAUAACGUUCAACCACAAGGUCCUGUCGGCUCCAUUGUCCAAGAUCGCGAUAUGAAUGAAGCUGCCCGGACAAGCGUAACGUCUGAUCAACGCAGUUCUGUAUAUAUUGGACAAGAUAAAUUUAUUAAUUAUCAAAUUGCACCCAACGUCAAUCCGAAAGUUGUUGAUGUGAAGAUAAAUUCAAUGGCUACUUCUGUAAGUGAAGGUACAGCAUCAUCUACAGCAUCGAUUCCGUCCUUUGAGAAUUUGUUAAACAAUCAAUCGAGUAGUAAUGGAAUAAUAACUGCACCACCUGGUUUUCCUUGGAGAGAUCCUCUCGAUCAGAUAUUCGGUAUUACUACCAGUUCGCCUAUACAGACAGCAUCCGUGGCAUCGAAUCAAUUGGACGAGCCGCCUGAAAACAACGCAUCGAUUUUGCCGCGUCCCAUAAAUCCUCAGGUAGAGAUAUUCACGCCAAUCAGGAGUGGCGCAAUCCUAAAUACCAACAACGGACCAACAACAAGUUUACCAUUAACUAUUGCGAGUACCACUCCCGCUACUACUAAUGCUAUUAUUAGUACUACAACACCAGCAUCGACAACUACUGCAGCUACUACUACUACUACUACCACCACUACUACAACUACUACUACAACUACAACCACUUCGACAACUAUCCCUGCACCCACGAGUACAACCGGCCAACCGACUACUACGCCAAGUACAACAUCCAGUAUUGCGCCAAGUACUACCGCUCGACUUGUGACAACUGCCUCUUCUAUAAUUGCUAAAGCACCUAUACCACGGGCUACAUCGUCACCAAGUGCGAUAUUAUCCGCGAGUGACGUACUAAACGGAUUACAAGCGAACACGAAGGAAAAUACUUUUGGCACAACAUUCGAUGAUCUGGCUUUCUUAAAUUCACUGCUACAAAACAACGUCAAUCCCACCACCCCAAAAACAUUAAGCGAUGUAGAGCAAAUGUUAGCGAACAGGAUUUUAGCACUUGCACUGGCUAAACCUGGGCUGACACGAUCGCCGAAGGCGAUUCAAGACGCGAGUUUAAACGUGAAUCUCAACAGCAUUAAAAAAGAUCUCCCAUCACCAGAACCACCCUCCGAACCGAUAAUAAUCGACUUGUUACCGUAUUCUUCUGCAACAAACUUGGGUUUAAGUACACCAGCUACAAAAACAAAAGCAAGUACAGCAGCGUCAAGUACCACACCGCGAUCCAGUACCACACCGGUUACGACUAAAGCACCAGUUGUCAUUACCGCCAAACCCAAAACGACAGCGAGACCAAAAACUAGCACUACCCAAGCGCCCGUAGGAUUCGGUAUGAGUUUAUGGAGAGCGUUGUUCGGUGAUAACUUCUUCAAUGCGACUAGAGAAAAACCGAAGCCUACAAUUAAAACAACGACUGCCAAACCUGUCCAAGCCACUCAAAAGCCCAUUGAAAUUACUCAGAAACCGGUGCAAACUGUGAAAUCAACCACGUAUGCGAGCCAUAUUAUGUCAGCGGUUCCGAGUAAACCGCCACCGUCAUACACCACGCGAAGAAGCGUGGACAUUGCGGAUAUUCAAGUAGCCUCGACCGCAUCGUUCGCAGACAGUAUCGGUUCCGCAUCCGCUUCAACACCAAGCUCAAUCUCAUCAACGCCAAGCUCAAUCUCAUCAACACCAAGCUCAAUCUCAUCAACCACGCUUUUGAACAAUCCGAAUCCGAGACUGACCGACGUCUCCACGACCACAUACUCGCCUGAGGAUGACGCAAAGUUCUUGGCUGCGCUAUUACGAGCCAUACAAACGGAAUCACAAACAAGUACAUCUACAACGACUCAACGUGCGAUAACCGAGGAUGACGAAGCUUUCUUGAGAGCAAUUUUAAGUCAACAACCUAACAUUUUGAGUGCGACCGCAACAUCAUCAUCCGAAGUGAAUCCUGCUGCUUUGCUAGCAUUACUCCUAAAGCAGCAAGGAAUAGAACCAUCGACUCCAGCAACAAAUCUUAGAGAGCAGUUACGAUUAGCCAGUCUAGAUCUGACUCAAUUGCAACCGGAUCCAGCUGUGACUACCACUCGACCAACAACGACGACGACGACAACUAACAGACCGAUUUUCUCAACUCAGUCAACAGUCAGUACGACAAGGAAAGUGACACCGAGACCGUCUCCGAGAUCAAGGCUGCAGACUACGACAUGGUCCCCUAGUUCAACGUAUCCACCGCCAUUAUUCGGACAGAAUUCAGGUAGCGGUCUGGCUACUGCUACUAGAGUCUUUGGUCAAUUCCUUGGCGCUGCUAUUUCGGGUGCAGCCCAACAACUCCAAUCUUUGUUGAGAAAUGGUACCAGAAACGUGAUCGGUUAAUAUUAAGAUGAAAAAGACGGUGUCUUAAUUUCUGCUCAACCUGAGAACAAAUGCUAGGGUUGGGGCUGUAGUAGCUUUUAAUUAACGUGCGCUUACCGUUGAAAGCGCAUAUAAUGGCAACGAAUUGACAACACGCUAGGAAAGUUCAAUCAAGACGACAGCGCACAGUAAACUUGCUCAACUAUUACUACGAACGAAUUACAAAAUACAAUGUCAUGAACGAACAGAGAUCUCAUAUAAUCUUUUUUAUUCUCUAUUAAAAAUAAAAAAGCGAGAUUUUGCUCAAAGUAGAUAAAUUAUGCACAUUUCAAACUUACGUCAGGUUUUAUGUCAAAUAUCAAAUUUACUUGGUGCACAUGACGGUUUUUAAUAAUAUUGGGAUAAUUAAUAUGUAUCGUAGGAUAAAAAUACUGAAUG
Messenger RNA from Ooceraea biroi (clonal raider ant), 11152 nucleotides. RefSeq names its product serine-rich adhesin for platelets. The record is from RefSeq and is a predicted model, not a curated record. NCBI's taxonomy places the organism in Eukaryota, Metazoa, Arthropoda, Insecta, Hymenoptera, Formicidae.